Messenger RNA from Daphnia magna, 1886 nucleotides. It is a transcript of the gene spict, whose product is annotated as magnesium transporter NIPA2. Lineage: Eukaryota; Metazoa; Arthropoda; Branchiopoda; Diplostraca; Daphniidae. Gene Ontology annotation, biological process: magnesium ion transport. Gene Ontology annotation, cellular component: membrane. The transcript is spliced from 10 exons. The record is from RefSeq and is a predicted model, not a curated record. The coding region runs from base 681 to 1676 and encodes 331 amino acids. Gene Ontology annotation, molecular function: magnesium ion transmembrane transporter activity.
UGUAUCAUUCAGAAAGGUGUUUGUUCUAGUAAAAGAAAAAAAAUAGUAUUUCCUGAAAAUUGCUCAUUAGUUCUACCUGCCUGUUCUUUCUAGAGUUUUAGAAGAAAUUACAAGAGAAAAGCUCUUGACUCUUCUAGCAUUUUGUAGUACAGCAUUAUUAUCAAUCUCAUGAGAUACAAUCUCGGGCUAGGCAAACUUCGACAUGUGUGGCAUAGUGGCAAUCUACGCCAAGUGUAGAGAGUUUUUUUCCUGGAUUUUAAAAAGCUGAAAUAAGGAAAAAUUCCACAUCCAUGGAACUAUGGAGCACGGAGGACAGUCAGGAGAUAUCAGAUCAAAUAUCCUAUAAUCCUAUAUCCAUUGCUGGGAUAGGAAAGGGAUAGGCCGGAUAGCGGAUAGGACGUGCUCCACGACCUUGACUCCACGUCUAAUUUAGAGCCACUGCACAUUUUCAGCAGUUGUCAUAAUUUCGAAAUUUGUUUUGACUAGCAGACCAAUGAGAAAAAGAAAAUGCUAGUGUCAAGCGGUGUCGAGCUGUCUACCUGCUGGGUUGUUAACUUCUUAUCUUUGUCCAUGUAUUAGUUGUGGUGAUUGUAGGCUUACUGUUGACUUUCAGCGAGAAAUGUGAAAUUUCCUUGAAAGAAAAUUUUCCAAUUUUACACAAAACUAACGACUUACAGUACAUGAUGGAGACUAGCACCAAAGAUUUCGUGACUGGCUUAAGUUUAGCGAUCGCAUCUUGUUUUUUCAUUGGCUCUAGUUUCAUUAUUAAAAAACUUGGAUUACUCAGACUUCGUGGUUCAUCUUCAACUCCUGCUGCUGAUGGAGGCUUUGGAUAUCUUCGUGAUUGGGUUUGGUGGACAGGACUUAUCACAAUGGGACUUGGAGAGGCCAGUAACUUUGCAGCUUAUGCUUUUGCCCCUGCUUCUCUUGUUACCCCUCUUGGGGCCCUUUCCAUCCUCGUCUCUGCUGUGUUAGCUCCAAAGUUUCUCAAUGAGAAAUUAAAUCUUCUAGGCAAGAUAGGAUGUAUGCUUUGCAUGUUGGGUGCUUGUAUAAUUGUAAUUCAUGCUCCCAAAGAAGGUGAUGUGAAAUCGGUACAAGACCUGAAUAAAAAAAUCUUUGAAUCAGGUUUCUUGUAUUACGUACUAGUCGUGGUGGCCCUUACAAUGUAUUCUAUCAAAUUUAUCGUGCCACGCUACGGGAAAACAAAUGUUGCUGUAUACAUAUUCAUUUGUUCCAGCAUAGGCUCGUUGUCAGUCAUGUGCUGCAAGGGCCUGGGCCUGAGCAUCCGCGAAAGUAUAUCAGCCACCGAGAAAUCAUUUUUUAACAAAUCUUUUCUUAUGUUCAUGUUGGCACUUCUGAUUUGCAUCACAAUCCAGAUGAAUUACCUAAAUAAGGCGCUGGAUUCCUUCAACUCGAAUUUAGUCAAUCCCGUUCACUACAUAUUCUUUACCAGUUUUGUCAUCUUAGCGUCUUCAAUCUUGUUUGAAGAGUGGCGUUCUAUUGCUUCGAUAGAUGUUUUCGCUACGUUAGUUGGCCUCAGUGUAGUCAUCAUCGCCUUGUUUCUGAUUAGCGCUUUCAAUGAUUUACAAAUAACCCUAAAUGAAUUAUGUCAUUCACCCACGAGAAAGUACUUGAAUAAGUCUACGACUUUUGUACAGCGUAAAGAUCUACCUUGAAACACAUACAUCAAAGUUGCCGAAUCAAAAAUGUUGCCUCGUAUUUGUUCUUUAUUUAGCGUUAUUAGAAAUGUGUGCAAUUUGAUUGACAGAUUGACCCCAACAAUUCUAACUCUUUUGAAAAGUGUAUUUUAUUUUGAUUCUCGUUCCAAAAACGUAAACAUAUUCUUAUUAUCCACUGGUUUGACAAUAAAAUUAUGAAGGACUGCA